Molecule: messenger RNA, 1461 nt
Organism: Erythranthe guttata (spotted monkey flower)
Lineage: Eukaryota; Viridiplantae; Streptophyta; Magnoliopsida; Lamiales; Phrymaceae
Source: RefSeq, a predicted model, not a curated record
GGAAAGUUCCCUAAUUUACGACCGAGUUUUUCCUCUAUAUGUAGGGUUUUACGGUACAUCAAGAAAAUCCUCGUCAUAAAUCCGGACCACGGCCACCCUGACUCUCCGCCGCCACUAGUGGACUACUGCGACAUGGAGGCAGGGUACUUGAAGAAGUUUCCGGAAAAGGGGGGCGCGGGGGUUUUGGCCCCCCCGGUUCUGCAGAUCCCGUUUCAGAUGUUCACGUACAAGAUAGUGGAGAAGGAGAAAUUCUACUCCAAGAAAUGGGAGAUUCAUAGGCCAGCUUCGAUGUUUGACGAAGAUCAUAAUAUGGACGAUUUCUUGCUUGCGCCGAGCGAUCGGAGGUCCGUUUGUUCGGAGAUUAUCGACACCAAGAAUUCCGGCAUUGCUGUGGAUAUGAGGUCCGUUAUUUCCGAGAUUCCGCAACGGAAAAUGCACCCGUUGGAUCAGAGCUCGUUUGGUUUGGAGAGUCCUAGGAGGAAACUUUCGAGUAAAUCGUUUAAUCUGGAGAGGAGAACCGACCAGAAUUUCACUAGUCGGGAGCUGAGAGAGGUUCUUGAUAAAGCGAUUAUAGCAUCCAAAGUAGCGGAAUCUUCUCAGUUAGUGACGAAAGUGACGGAGCAGAAAGCGGAGAGUACCGAGAUUCUUGAAAAGAAACAGUCUUUGAGACCAAUAGUUGACCAAAAAACGAAAUCUUUGGAGGGGGAAAUGAUACUGCGGCCCACGAGAAAUCGGAAAUUAAGCGAGAUUCCGGAGAAGAUAGUGAAGAAUGGAGAAUCUAUAAAGAACACCAUUGAAAAAACCGAGGAAAAAACCGAGGAAAAAACUGGCAAGACAACUGUGAUCAUUAAACAGAUGAAAGAUGUAAUAAAGACCAAGAAAAUUGAAGAAACCCGAAACAGGAAAACGAGGUCCGUUUUCUCCGCAGCUUCAUCUCCAGCGAGAGCUUUCGGCCAAUCAGAAGCACCGAAAAACGAGCCGAUCAGAAUGAAGAAGAAAACUAUGUCCGUUUCUUCGCCAGCUUCUUCUCCGUCUAGGGUUUUCAGAAAGUGCAGCCAAUCAGAAGCAUCACCGAAAGACGAGUCGCCGUCAAGAAUGAUGAUGAAGAAGAAACGGAUCCCCAUCGAUCAAACACUUCACCAAAUCACGUCCCCUAAUAUAUUAAAAAAAAAUAAAAAAAAAAUCACUAACAUCAUUUUCGGUCAUUAUAUUUAUAAGACGACCAAAUAAAUAAAUAAAAUACAAAUACGAAAGCAGAAGUAACUACCCCUUCAUCACGAAAUGGCAAAGUGAUUCUCGUGUAUAUAUAUACUUGGUGUCGGUAAAGCGCACAAACGGCAUUCAUACAAAGCUCUUCGUCUUCUUCAAAGGCAUCGAGCAUGUGGGCCCCACACGUCCAUGUUUUGCUCCUCCAUUUCGGAUUUUUUUCAUCAAUAUUAAUAUUUUCGUUAAUUGGCGAAA